This is a messenger RNA of Conger conger (European conger), 2822 nucleotides long. RefSeq names its product N-ethylmaleimide-sensitive factor attachment protein, alpha a (gene napaa). NCBI's taxonomy places the organism in Eukaryota, Metazoa, Chordata, Actinopteri, Anguilliformes, Congridae. The transcript has 11 exons. The record is from RefSeq and is a predicted model, not a curated record. Gene Ontology annotation, molecular function: syntaxin binding; soluble NSF attachment protein activity. Gene Ontology annotation, biological process: synaptic transmission, glutamatergic; regulation of synaptic vesicle priming; SNARE complex disassembly. Bases 161 to 1048 code for a protein of 295 amino acids. Gene Ontology annotation, cellular component: terminal bouton; vacuolar membrane; synaptobrevin 2-SNAP-25-syntaxin-1a complex.
AAGCGGGCUAACAACAUCCGUCCGUGUCACAGGGGUGAUGUGACAACAUGCUAGCUAGCUACGCUAUUCCGGUUUCAGUGUGAUGUGUCAAGCUUUGCAACUGGGUCUUUGUCGAGGUUCGGGUCAGCAGUAAAACAGUAGCUAUUAACAAAUAAAUAACAUGGAUAACUCCGGCAAAGAGAAGGAAGCCUUGGCUCUUCUCGCCGAGGCUGAAAAGAAAGUGAAGUCUUCGCAGUCGUUCUUGGGGACGCUAUUUGGUGGCUCCUCAAAGUUGGAAGAGGCCUGCGACAUCUACGCCCGGGCAGCAAACAUGUUCAAAAUGGCUAAGAACUGGAGUGCGGCGGGCAACGCUUUCUCUCAGGCUGCGCGGCUUCACCUGCAGAUGCAGAGCAAGCACGACGCCGCUACAAACUUCAUAGACGCUGGAAACGCUUUCAAGAAGGCCGAUCCGCAAGAGGCUAUUAACUGUCUGAACCGGGCCAUUGAGAUUUACACUGAUAUGGGCCGUUUCACUAUCGCAGCCAAACAUCACAUCUCCAUCGCCGAGGUCUACGAGACCGAGCUGGUGGACAUCGAUAAGGCCAUCGCGCACUAUGAACAGGCAGCCGAUUACUACAAAGGAGAGGAGUCGACGAGCUCCGCCAACAAGUGCCUUCUGAAGGUGGCCACCUACGCCGCCCAGCUGGAGCAGUACCCCAAGGCCAUCGAGAUCUACGAGCAGAUCGGGACCUACGCCAUGGACAGCACUUUGCUGAAGUACAGUGCUAAGGAUCACUUCUUCAAGGCAGCCCUCUGUCAUUUCUGUGUGGACAUGCUGAACGCCAAGUUGGCUGUGCAGAAAUAUGAGGAGAUGUUUCCAGCUUUCUCAGAUUCACGAGAAUGCAAACUAGUGAAGAAACUGCUUGAUGCCUUUGAAGAACAGAAUGUCGAUGCGUAUACUGACUCGGUGAAAGAGUUUGACUCCAUCUCCAGGUUGGACCAGUGGCUGACUACCAUGCUGCUCCGGAUCAAGAAGACCAUACAGGAAGACGAGAGCGACCUCCGUUAACACCCAACCUCCUCUCUCUUUUCUGUCUCUCUUGCCGUAUUCCUUUCGACGCUCCUUUCACCUCCUUUCACCACCUCUACUCCUCCGCUCCUGUCUUCCCAGCUAUGGCCUUUCCCAUGAGACUUUGUUCCCUUUGCGUCCGGUUUUAUCGUUCCAUAUCUCUCUUUCGGCUUCUGCUUGGCGUUACCUUUCCAUUUUUACACUCUCGGGUCCUGCCUCCUGUCAUCCCCCAGGGCGUGCUGGACAGUUUGGCAAUAAGGGUCUUUGCACAGACCCUAAAUAACACGAGAGAACACGGAGGAGGGAGGAAAAGAGGGAAAGAGUGUGUGUGAUGCUCAAGCAGGGAGCCCGACUGCUAGCCUCUACAACACAACUAAAAUAAAGUGCAUUGGGCCUCAAUGACUGCGAAAGUCCUUUCAGGUCAGCUAUGUCGCAAGUGUUUGUUUGAUUUUCCAGAUCGUCAGAGAAUUAAAAAUGCCACAGUUUCCCUUUCCUUUUGUUCUAUUUUCAACGAAAGGUAUGCACCCGUCAUCGUAAAUCCAGUCAUUUCCCUUUGAAACCUGUUCGAUCGUUCUCGUAAAUAAAAUGUAUAUUCAAAGAUUUUUAAGCUAAUUUUAAAUAACAUUGAAUUGCCGGAUUAAUCUUUAAAAUAUAAUUAAGUCAAGCCCAAGAGAAAAUGGGUCAAUAUUUUGACGUCUAAUUCAGGGCAUGGAUGUAUUUUGCGGUGAUAUUUAUGUGGAGCGAGAUGAGAAAUAUGACUACACGCAUGAAACGAACUUUUUUUUUUCCCAGUGUGGUGACUUGAGGUGUAAUGGAUACGUUUUAGGUUGAAGCAGUAAUGCACAUUUGCAAAUAUAUGAAAAGUUUCCCGGGUCAGGUGUGCGGCAUUUCCUGAUAAUUGAAAGUGGAAUUAAUGUGACCAGAUGGCAUUCCAUUCUGUUGUAUGAAAGUUUCACAGAGGAGCAGUGUUUCAGGUUAAGUUUUCACACACUUGCGUCUUUUAUCGCUUGGGUUUUGGGCUUGAUUGCUCAGCCCUUUGCUUUGUCGUUCUUUUGUAAUGUUGCUGUGGUAAUACCAAUUCUACCUUAGAGUACAAAGUGAUACUUGCUUACCAAACGUUUUUAUCCAAUGAACGCUUCCUUCACAGUUCUUCUGUUCCAUUUUCAUUUCACGAAAUAAGUUUGGUUUGAAUAAAGCGUGUGUCUUGUCAAAGUAUCGUCACAACCCUUGAGGGCGAAGCUUAGAUUCAUCUAUUUAUUUUCACAAUGACUCAUUUAAUAACCAUGCAUAAAUAUUAACAUGCUGAUUUUCUUCAUUAUAACUUUUUUCUUGAAGUAUAACUUCUUUAAGUUCUUAUAUUUGAAGUAUAUAUCCAUUUGAAACCCAUGCCAUUUUCUUUAGUUUACUCCUGACGUUACUUUGUGUAGUUCUGAACAUCACGGUUGUGGGCCUGUUCGGGCAAGUCAUGGGAUGAGAAAGGCUAAGACAAAAUCUCUACUGCUUUAGCCGAAGUCAUCGUGCCAUACUUGAAUAUGAACUGACACAAGUACAUUAUACGAAUAUUGUCAGAUUUUGACAUUUGGAAAAAAGGGAGGGGGGAGGGGGAAGGGUGUAGUGUACUCGGACUUAAGGAGAAUAAUGGCCGCAUGCAGUGGCACAGAGAGGAGUAACGAUUGUGCCCGUCUGUGAAAUAAACUCAAUUUGUAUGUACAGAAUCCUACUACUGCAUCUUGUUCUUUGAAACGAAAACCCAUAUUAAACACUUGUAAGACUG